AUGGGACACAUCACUUGCUUCAUACUAACUUUAAGUGUUUUUUUCCCUCUUGCUCCAGCAAAUAAAUUGAAGAUUCUUCCACCAACAGUAGGGGGGCUACGCUGCCUCCGCACUUUAGACAUCAGGGAAAACAGACUGAAUGAGCUGCCCCCAGCCCUGGCCAAUGUCCGCACUUUAGAGACCAUGUCUUUGGAUGCGGCUGUCAUGGUGUUUCCUCCAGUGUCGGUGUGCAGUGAGGGGACGGAAGCUAUUCAACAAUUCCUGUGCAAGGAGCUUGGAAUUGAGUACUGCCCCCCAUCGCAGUACCUGCUUUCUGUUUUGGAAAGUGAUGUUUGUGAUGGAGGAACAGAUUCUGUAGAUGGCGCUUUUUUGAAGUCUUUGAAGGAGGAGUCCGAAUGGCAGCACAAAUUUUCUGAAUAUGAGAAGAGAAAGAACAAAAAAAUGCUGGAAAAGCUGGAAUUUGAACGUCGCUUGGAAUUGGGCCAGAGGGAACAUGCUCAGCUUUUCUUACAGAGCAAUUCCCAUAAGGAUGAGAUUCUACAGACAGUCAAAGAGGAACAAUCCAAAUUAGAGAAGGGGCUCAAUGAACAUCACCGUCAGAUGCAGAGUGAUCGGCAGAGGCUACAGGAUCAGCUGAAGCAUAUGGAGAAGGGAAUAUCGCAUCGUAUAGCAAACUUGCUGGAAGAAAACCGCAGACAAAAGCAAAGCUCCGCCAUUCUGAAGUCUCUGGAGGAUGAAAGGAUAAAAAUGGAGCACCUCAUGGCAAUCACACAGGAAGAGGCAGAAAACCUUAGACGAAAAGAAGUUGCUGCGGCGAUGCAGAAAAUGCUGGCGGAAAGUUACCAGAACAAGCUCUUGCAAAUGGCUUAUGAAGCAAGGCGUCAGGAGAUGGUUUACCAGACAUGCUCCAGCCUGGCAGGAAUGGACCGCAAGCUCCAGCAAAUCCAGUCAUGGCAGCAGCUAGAUCAGAGUAAGGCCAUCAGCCAGAUCCUGCAGGAGUCAGAAAUGCAGAAAGUGGCCUUCGAGGCCUUGCAGCUGAAGAAAGAUUUAAUGCAUCGGCAGAUACGGGAACAGAUAUUAUUAAUAGAAGCUGAGUUAAUGCAUCUGACUCAGCUGGAGGUAAAGAGGCAAGAGCUGGACACAGAGGCACUUCAGGAGGUCAUUUCGGACCAGCGGAGAGCCCUAAGUGAACUCCUGCAGCAGUUACUGAAGGACAAGAAACAGAGGGAAGAAGAAUUGUUGGCCGUGCUGCUGGAGAUGGAUGCAAAGAGUGAAGCCAGGCAAGAGAACUACUGGUUGAUUCAAUAUCAGCGAUUAUUGAACCAGAAGCCUCUGUCCCUCAGACUCCAGGAAGAAGGUCUUGAAGAGGAACUGGUGAAUCUUCUGAGAGAGCUUUCUGCAGAGAAGUAUCUUCCCAUAUUUGCUCAUCAUCGUUUCUCCUUGGAAAUGUUGGAGAAGAUGGUUCCUGCUGACCUCAAGAAGGUAAGCACAUUUAGGGCAGCAAAAAUUCUACCGGACAUCUCUAUUGGUAAUGAAAUUAUACUUAUUUUUAAUAUGAGCUGUUUUCUGAUGAAAGCAGAAGUGAACAAAUUGUCACCUAGUCAACCAGAGCCCAGCAGUCCAGCUGCCAGCGAACUGAGCCCAACAGCGCCCCCUGACCUCUUACCUGAUGUGGCCAACAGCAACUCUGAGUGUGUAGUCUGCAUGGAACAAGAGUCAAUAUUCAUUCCUUGUGGUCAUGUUUGUUGCUGCACCAGUUGUGGAGAUGCACUCCAUGUCUGCCCACUGUGCCGAAGAGAUAUUGCCCAGCGCAUCAGGAUCUACCACAGCACCUAA
This is a messenger RNA of Staurois parvus, 1836 nucleotides long. The record is from the annotation of a GenBank genome assembly. NCBI's taxonomy places the organism in Eukaryota, Metazoa, Chordata, Amphibia, Anura, Ranidae.